This is a messenger RNA of Scatophagus argus, 1930 nucleotides long. RefSeq names its product COMM domain containing 6 (gene commd6). The record is from RefSeq and is a predicted model, not a curated record. The coding region runs from base 203 to 802 and encodes 199 amino acids. The transcript has 7 exons. Gene Ontology annotation, molecular function: NF-kappaB binding. NCBI's taxonomy places the organism in Eukaryota, Metazoa, Chordata, Actinopteri, Scatophagidae.
AUGUAGCCAUUCUCUCACAAGGAAAUGCGUUAUCUGCCGAAGAAGUCGCUGUCACUGCGCGUUUGUGUAUACCUUUUCUCAAGAGCACUACUGUUUAUACGUUUGAUGGUCACUUGAGAGUUGACAAACCGAGCGAGAAAGUCACUACGCUGGCAACAACACUGCGACGACAGUCAAACUUGCAGUCUGAUUUAGCGGGAAGAUGCCGGCAGCAGAGGAUUUGCAUGGUGUCAACAAAGUUGUGGACAACAUAUGUAGACUGUCUCCAGAUCUCUUAGCUGAAGCAUGUCAGCACAUUCUGACUUAUCUUCAAGGACAGACCAGAGGAGUGGAUUCAGCUGAAAUUUCUGAUAGAUUUCAGAGAGCUGGAGUCAGACUUGAGCAUGAAGCUCUACAGAAUAUUAUCAGAUUUCUCUUGUUAACAUUCAGGUCAGCUGGAAAGAGCAACCUCUGUGGAGAUGACCUCGUGUCGAGACUGGAAAAAGACAGUAACAAGUGGUCCAAAGCUUCUCUUCAGGUGUUGCACAGUUUGUGGGGUGAACAAGGUGCAUUAGUUCAUGCCCAGCAGGAGGUCCACACCAUGCUCAGCAUCAGUCAGUUAGUGGACAUGGAGUGGAAGCUUGGCAUGGCAGUAAGCUCUGACACCUGCCGAUCUCUCAACUCCCCAUAUGUGUCUCUGCUGUUGAAGUUUGUUGAGCCCUCUGGACAGAUUUGUCAGAGGUCUUUUGAAAUGACUAUCCCACAGUUCCAGAACUUUCACAAGCAGUUCAAGGAGAUGGCUGCUGUUAUGGAGACUGUAUGAAGGUUGCAAGCAUACCUGAGUGCGUGUCGCAUUUACAGCCCAGUUUACAUGUAACCAAUGGAAGAACAGCUUUACUCAUUGUUUUGUCUGCUGACUGUCUAAAAAUGUAGAUACAAAAUUACUGCAAAUGUUCUUUGUCACCUUGGUUUGCACUCAUGUUUUUGCAGAGAUUGCAUAAACCUUGGAGUGGUUUCAUUUUAGGACCAGGUGUAGUUGAAAUGCUUGUCUUAUCUUUGAACAUCGUAUGUCCUCCAUCAGAGUCUCAUGAAUCUGAUUUUAGGAAAGUGUACUGUACACUAAAUCCUUAAACCUUCCUGAUGUUCACUUUUUUGCUCUUUUCAAUCUGACACUGAUUUAUCCCUGUGGAGGAUUUGAAAGAGGUACUGUUGCUCUGUAUUCCAUUAUAGGGAGAGGUGUUAUUUACCUUAGCCCAUACUGACAACAAGUGGGUUGGCCAAAAUACUUGUCAGUAUGACGCAAAAGAGCUCAACAUAACCACAAACUAAAAUGCCUAUAAAGUUAAACCAACACCUCUCUGAGACAGUUUCAACAAAAACUGAACAUCAUCAUGAAGGCCAGAUUUAUGGCAGGGUUGUUGUAUUAGACUCCAUUAGCCAGGCGAGUAAGUGAGUGAGUGAGUGAGUGUAUAUCUAUACUGAUAAUACUGUACCUUGACUAGCAUUCAAAAUGUGCCUCAUUUUUAUACAUCACUGAUAUGGUUUAGGUUCCUCAUAGUUUGCAUUGAACUUCAGUUUUUUGCACUUUUAGACUGCACAGAAUGCACAUACAGCAAACACAUCUGUUGCUUAUGUUGCUGCAUCUUUAUUAAGGGUAAGAGAUUGUGUUUAGCCCACUAUACAACAUCCUGUGUACUAUACAGUUGCAGAUAGUGGCUAAAAUCCUAUCUAAACUUUCCAGUAAAAUUUUUAGUUCAAAAAAACUUUUUAUUGUUCUCACACUUUUUGUUAAAAUCUAUGUUAUGAAGACGAGCUGUUGUCUUCUCUCUGAUGAUGAUGAAAUGCAUGCUGUAUGGAUCUGAGGAGGCUUUUGACUUUUUUUUUCUGUCUUCGUCCAUCCUCAUUCAGAUGCCAAACAACAGUGAUGCAAUAAAUAAUUAUUAAAUAUGAA